Molecule: messenger RNA, 1102 nt
Organism: Dimorphilus gyrociliatus
Lineage: Eukaryota; Metazoa; Annelida; Polychaeta; Dinophilidae
Source: the annotation of a GenBank genome assembly
AAUGGAAACGACUAAUGGCCGAUCUGAUUCCCCUAUUACAACGCAACCCCCCAACACCCAAGGUGGAGGGUGUGGAGUCGAUUUAGGCGAGAGCAAGACGAACUUAAUUGUCAACUAUUUGCCACAAAAUAUGAACCAAGAAGACAUUCGAUCCCUCUUUUCAUCCAUCGGUGAAGUAGAGAGCUGUAAGCUGAUACGCGAUAAAACGGCAGGACAGAGUUUAGGUUAUGGAUUUGUUAACUACAAGGAUGCAAAUGAUGCAACGAAAGCCAUAUCGACAUUAAACGGUUUGCGCCUACAGAAUAAGACGAUUAAAGUGUCAUAUGCAAGGCCAUCAUCAGAAGGUAUUAAAGGAGCGAAUCUUUACAUCUGCGGUCUUCCGAAAGGCAUGACGCAGCAGGAAUUAGAAGGCCUUUUCAGCCAAUGCGGUCGCAUUAUAACGUCACGAAUCCUGUACGAUCACACAACCGGUUUGUCGAAAGGCGUCGGUUUUAUCCGAUUCGAUCAACGAUCUGAAGCGGAAAGGGCCAUAAAGCAGUUAAAUGGAACGAUACCGGAUUCGGCUAGUGAACCGAUUACAGUGAAAUUUGCCAACUCCCCGUCUUCAAAUAAAACAAGCGUCGCAGGGCCGACUAGUCUACUUCCCGCUUCCUUAACCUCGUCAUCCGCUUUAGCUGGCUAUUUAUCACCAGCCGGUAGAAGAUUUCUCGGCCCAAUUCAUCAUCAGGCUGGCCGAUUCAGAUCGGUUGAUAGGUUUUCACCCAUGGACGGAAGUACACUAGUUCCGACUGCAAAUUCUGCCGCUGCUUCGGCGCUUUUGUCUGGUAAUUCAUUAAACGGAUCUGGAUGGUGUAUUUUUGUUUUUAAUUUGGCUCCGGAAACGGAAGAGAAUGUUUUGUGGCAGCUGUUUGGUCCGUUUGGUGCCGUACAGAGUGUUAAGAUAAUUAGGGAAGUAAAUACUCAGAAAUGCAAAGGUUUCGGCUUCGUUACUAUGACUAAUUACGAAGAAGCUGUUAUGGCCAUACAAACUUUAAACGGCUAUUCCCUCGGCAAUCGAGUUCUACAGGUCUCAUUCAAGACGAGCAAACACAACAAGAUGUAG